Molecule: messenger RNA, 1630 nt
Organism: Carya illinoinensis
Lineage: Eukaryota; Viridiplantae; Streptophyta; Magnoliopsida; Fagales; Juglandaceae
Exons: 6
Coding region: 1028-1291 (87 amino acids)
Source: RefSeq, a predicted model, not a curated record
CCCACCCCCCCCCCCCCCCCGGCCCAACCCCCUGGCUUCCGACGCGGACCCUCCUCCACCCUCUCGCAAUCGACGUUGGUGAGUCCAGGGGCAUGGCUGACUGAUAUUUGCCAUGAGAGAUGAAAUUAGAGAGAAGAAGAAUUCUAAGAAGGUACUUCGGUCUUUGCUAAUUUAUAUAUUUUCCAGCACAUAUUUUUGGUAUUAGAUGUGUUUUGGUUUUUUGCCCUUUUCUUUUGGGUAUGCGAUGUAGAGAUCAAGAGGAUUGAAGGCCAUGGGGAGUAUGGACAGCGAGAUUUCGCUCAUACUGAUCUCUUUCUCAAUCUCGCACACACUAAUUCUGCUAUAUAUAUGGCUUGAAUUGGUUAUGGUACCCAGCUGCAGCUCCACUUGCCACCGGCGUUGUUGUGGAUUAACAACUUUUUCUGUUUGAAAGAGGAUGAUGAUAAUGUACAGAGAAAAUAGUUGAACUAAUUCCAGAUGGUGUAGGAGGUCAGCGGAAACAAGAGCGAGAAGUGAAAAGAUGAUGAAGAGCUUGGGAAAGACUUCCAUGGCAAAACGGAAUGAAAAAAGUGAAAUUGGUGAGUUACAGAGAGGAAAUGAAAAGUAGAGUUGGUGAGUUGCAGUAGAGUUAUUUUGGUAAAGGAAAUCUAGUGUAAUGAGUUUAUUAUAGAGUCUCUACAAUUGAUGAUGUGGCACAAUUCUAUAGUUGGCUGUUUAUGCCUCAAUAGCAGACGGACCGUUUAAAAGUGGAACUCUUCUAUUUUCCCUCGUCCUCCUCGUUCGCUCUACCCAGCGCCUUCUACAAACCCACACCCACGCCCGCAGCGGUCACCAGACUCACCACCCACCACUCCUUGACCACCUCCAGCCGCUCUUACUGAUAAUCAGAACUCCUCUCCGGCGACCAAACUCGGCCCCACAUUGAUAAAGAAGUUUCCCUUAAUAAAUCUUGUAAACGCAGCCUUCGUGCAGAGCUCUCAUUGCCGGCUAGGGUUUUACCGUUGUCCCAUUAAAUUUAACACUUACAAUGGAUUCCAGAUACACGGGAGAGGUAUUGAAGCAUUUGGAGAAGCAGAGCGAGCUCCUUAUGGAUUCCUAUAGAUCUAUGUCACAUGAAUUGCAUAAACUUCAGGUAGAAGAAGAAAUGCUGAUGCGCAAGUUUUAUGAAAUAAUGUCAGCUCAUGGUCUAAAUAAAAAGCUUUUGCAGAAUCACGACAGAAGUAAUGCUCCUGAUUAUGAGGAGAAUGGAGAUUGCACGGCAAUCAUUGCAACUAGUGAUGCAGAACAAUGAGGAUAUGAAGUUAGAUUAUUUCUAUCAAGGAUUUAUGUACACACAUGAGCUUUGGCUUGGAGGAAGACCUUUUUUGCAUACUCAUUGUAAGGGUUGAAUUUCGUAGAGGUCUUUAAUACUCGUUUGAUUUAUAGUGUAGAAUGCAACUACCCUGAACUAGUUAUAAGAUAUCAAUAUUAAAGAUAAAAGACAUAAGAUUGCUACUCUCUAUGUUAAGUGUGACUGAGACAUUAAAUAGCUACUCCUUGGAGACACAAGAUUUACAUAUUGUAAUCCCAAACUAUAUUUGGGCUUUUUUCUUCUUCCUAUGUGCUUCCUAAAAUUCAAAUUUUUUGACAA